AUUCAGACAGGUGACAGUGACGUAUCAAGUUACCUUAUAUAAGAGAUAUUCCAGCCACAAAAAAGACAGAAGUUGAAGAACUUGAAGAACCGAUUCAUCAAGAUGUUGUUUGUGGUAAUUCUAGCAUUAUUUCCACUCGCCAUUCAGGCUGGCACAGACACCCCUUGUGAAGUUGAGGGAGUAUCACAUGCGCAUAAUACAACAUUUACGACAACUGCUAGUGGGCCAUGCAUAAUUUAUAAAUGUGAUAACGGAGGAUAUGGACCAGAAUCUCAGCAAUGCAUGUACAGUGAUGGAGAAUGCUAUAAUGAAGGCGUUUCCAAGACUAGUGGUUGUGUAACUCAAACAUGUGAAAAGAGAAAUGGUUUUAUUGGUUUCUAUAUCACUAAAGAUGGUUGUUUAAAUGGAAACGAUUGUUUGGAUGUUGGUGAAUCAGUUGUAGAAAACUGUAAUAAUAAAACCUGUGUAAGAACAGAUACAACAUAUUCUUUAGAAACUACUUAUAAUUGCUUGGGUAAUGAUAAUAUAUGUAGACCAAUAGGCUAUGUACAAGAAAGUCAAGGCGGUUGUAUUAAACAGACAUGUGAAUCCAGAUCUGGAUAUAUUGGAUUUUACAUAAGACAAAUGGAUUGCUCUUAUGAUGGCGGUUGUCUAGCUAUGAAUGCUACAGAUAAACAGGGUUGUGUAACAAGAAAAUGUGUUCUCAAUGCCGACGGUUCGUUUGGCGUUGUAAUUGACAGUGUUGAAUGUUUGGAUGGGGAUGUGUGUAGACCUAUCGGUUAUGUAAGAAGCAGUAAUAAUGGCUGUUUUGAAGAUACGUGUGAGCAUACUGGAACAAGCUAUGGUUUUAGAUCAACAAAACGAGAGUGCAAUGUUAACGGUGGGUGUGUGGCAGUUGGUGACACCAGAACUGAGGGAUGCGUCACCAGAACAUGUGUCCUUGGCAGUACUUCAAUUGGUAUGGAAAUGACAAGCGAGGAAUGUCCAGACAGUGAUGGAUCUUGUGUUGCAUUUGGAACAGAAAAGCAGUCAGCUUCUGGUUGUAUUAAAUACACAUGCGAAAAGAGGACAGAGGGAAGUGGAUUCUUUCUAACACAAGAAGGUUGUAGUUACGAUGGUACGUGUCUUGAUGUAGGAGGGACUAUGACCGAUUCUUGCAUUACCAGAAAAUGUGUAAAAGAAGGCAACUCUCUAUCUGUUCAAAUAGAUAGUAUAGGUUGUUCUGAUGAAGGUGUAUGUCGUGAAGUUAACUUCUCUAGAACAACAAAUUGUUUCACAUACACUUGUCAAAAUACCAAUGGUCAAAUCGGUAUGGCAAUAACUAAAAGAGAGUGCACGGAUAGCAAUGGUAACUGUCACCCAGAAGGAUAUGUAUUGAAUACUGGACAAUGUAAUACUGCAGUUUGUGAAACCAGACCUACAGGAACAGGAUUUUACAACACACCCCCUCAAUGUCAGUUUAAUGGAGAUUGUGUUGCUGUGAAUGCAUCCAGUACACAGAGCUGUAUAACGCGUCAAUGUCAACUGAAUGGAAAUGCUAUUGGCAUGGCAAUCACCCAAGUUCAAUGUAGAGAUUCUAACAAUAACUGUCAUGAUCUAGGACAUCAAAUUACACAAGGCUGUUUUGAAUAUACAUGUGAGCAUCGAGUUACAGGACUUGGUUAUUUUCUCACCAAAGAAGGUUGUAUGGAUGGUACCAUAUGCCGAGAUUACGGUUACAGUCGCACCAAUCCACCGGGUUCGUGUUUAAAACAAACAUGUGAGAAACGACCUGAGGGUGUUGGAUUUUUCAAUGAGGAGCCGAAAUGUAAAGAUUCAGACGGCACUUGUAAACCGUUGGAUGCCACAAGAACACUUGCUAAUGGUUGUAUUGUACAAACAUGUAUUACUAGUAACCUUGGAACUGGAUUCCAGACAACUACAGAAGGUUGUGACAACGGUGGAGUCUGUGUUAGUCUCAAUGAAUAUGCGCCUGUGUCUGACUGCACAACAAAACAAUGCCAGAAACAAUCAAAUGGUGCCAUUGGUCUUGUCGUAACAGAGUUGAAGUGUACGGAUAAUGGUGGAAAUUGCCAUACACCAGGUGGAGCUACGUUCUCGUAUGCGUUUGAUGAUGGAACAGUUAGUGACAACUGCUCUUGUACAGCAAAUGUUGCAAACAUUACCAGAAAAUAUACAUGUGUAUAAUGAAAUAAAUGGCUGUUAUUUCUA
This is a messenger RNA of Patella vulgata (common limpet), 2211 nucleotides long. Its product is annotated as prestalk protein. NCBI's taxonomy places the organism in Eukaryota, Metazoa, Mollusca, Gastropoda, Patellidae. The transcript has 18 exons. The coding region runs from base 103 to 2187 and encodes 694 amino acids. The record is from RefSeq and is a predicted model, not a curated record.